This is a messenger RNA of Daucus carota subsp. sativus, 904 nucleotides long. RefSeq names its product protein S40-5. The coding region runs from base 177 to 800 and encodes 207 amino acids. The transcript has a single exon. Lineage: Eukaryota; Viridiplantae; Streptophyta; Magnoliopsida; Apiales; Apiaceae. The record is from RefSeq and is a predicted model, not a curated record.
UCACUCUAUGUUUUUUUCUAAUGGAGUUAUAGCAUCAGCUAGCUCACAUUUACACACAUUAAUAUUCAUACACAACAUACAUAUAACAUAUGUACUUGUACACAUAAACAAUAUUUUUUACUAGGUAGCUUGAAUUUAAGAUUCAUUCGGAUUUCGGCCGGUGGUUGUGAUGAUACAUGGCCAAAGGUCGAGGACUGACCAUAAGUCGAAGCGAGCGUUUGUUAGGGAGCUACAAUUAUCGUCAAACUCAGGGUCCGGUCAACGGCGAAUUGGAGUUUGCGGAAGAUGACGUGUGGUCCGCUGUCGACACGGUUAGUGUCGACAGCGAGGAGCACACGUAUCAUAGUUCCAACGCUGAGUGGACUCCACGUGCGUACGUGGAGACAAAUGUGCGCGUGAGUAGGAGGAGUCACCGGGGAGGUGGAAAUGAGGAAGGCCACGUGGGCGGGUUGUCAUUGGCCUUUGAUGAUCCGGGCCGGGUUUCCUCUCCGCGGAUCGUGCACCAAAUCCGUGGUCAGGAUUACGUGGCGUCGCCACGUGGACGCCAGAUGGCCACGUCAGCGCCCAUCAACGUGCCGGAUUGGUCAAAGAUUUACCGAGUUGAGUCGGUUGAGUCCAUGCAUGACUCGGACGAUUGGGAGGAGCGUGACUUUGAUAUGGUUCCUCCACACGAGUACUUGGCUCGGAGUCGCAACUCGGCUGCCAACUCGGUUUACGAAGGCGUGGGGCGAACACUUAAAGGUAGGGAUAUGAGCCGGGUUCGAGACGCGGUUUGGAGUCAAACGGGAUUUGAUGGUUAAGUGUUAUUUAGAAUGGUUUUAAAUUGUUAAUUGGUCAUUAUUAAAUCAUAUUAAGGUUGAUUUUGCUAGUAUAAUGCUAUCGAUAAAUAUUCAAGCUUUGCUCA